AUGAACGUGUUUAGAAUCGCAGGUGAUAUCUCCCACCUUGCCUCGAUCUUCAUCUUGAUCCACCAGAUCACAAUUACCAAGUCUGUCCAAGGUAUCUCCUUCAAGACCCAACUCUUGUACUCCAUCGUGUUCAUCACCAGAUACUUGGAUGUAACUUUCAGAUGGGUCUCUCUUUAUAUCUUCGCCAUGAAGCUGUUCUUCAUCGCGUCCUCUUUGUACAUCAUCUUCCUCAUGCGUAACAGGUUCCGUACCUCUGAGGUUACAAAGCUUGACACAUUUCCAAUUGUCUACCUACUAGCUGGAUCAGGGGUGUUGGCAUUGAUCUUCACGUAUGACUACUCGAUAACCGAAGUGCUUUGGGCCUUCUCCCUCUUUUUGGAAUCUGUGGCUAUCUUGCCUCAGUUGUUCAUGUUACAGCGCACAGGACAGGCUAAAACAUUAACAACACACUACAUCUUUGCCCUAGGUUUGUACAGAGCCCUAUAUAUUCCAAACUGGUUCUACAGAUACUUUGCAGAGGGCAGAUUCGACACUCUGGCUGUCUUCACGGGGAUCGUUCAAACUUUGAUCUACUCAGACUUCUUCUGGGUUUACUACAACAGGGUUAUGAAGGGAUUGAACUUUGAGCUCCCAGUUUAA
Messenger RNA from Williopsis jadinii, 639 nucleotides. RefSeq names its product Erd2p (gene ERD2). Gene Ontology annotation, biological process: protein retention in ER lumen; endoplasmic reticulum to Golgi vesicle-mediated transport. Gene Ontology annotation, molecular function: ER lumen protein retrieval receptor activity. The coding region runs from base 1 to 639 and encodes 212 amino acids. NCBI's taxonomy places the organism in Eukaryota, Fungi, Ascomycota, Saccharomycetes, Phaffomycetales, Wickerhamomycetaceae. The transcript is spliced from 2 exons. The record is from RefSeq and is a predicted model, not a curated record. Gene Ontology annotation, cellular component: endoplasmic reticulum; membrane; cis-Golgi network.